Molecule: messenger RNA, 2979 nt
Organism: Drosophila arizonae
Lineage: Eukaryota; Metazoa; Arthropoda; Insecta; Diptera; Drosophilidae
Gene: Dis3
Product: exosome complex exonuclease RRP44-like protein Dis3
Biological process (GO): rRNA catabolic process; nuclear mRNA surveillance of mRNA 3'-end processing
Cellular component (GO): nuclear exosome (RNase complex); cytoplasmic exosome (RNase complex)
Molecular function (GO): 3'-5'-RNA exonuclease activity; RNA binding; endonuclease activity
Source: RefSeq, a predicted model, not a curated record
AGGGUUACUUUGUUUUACUAUAAACAUGCAGACUUUACGCGAAUUUACGCGUAAAACUAAACGCGGUAACAUAUUGAAGAUUGUUAGAGAGCAUUAUCUUCGCGAUGACAUUGGUUGCGGCUCAGACCUCUGUCAGUAUUGUUUCCAAAAUGAGGUCUACCAGUUGACAUCGAAUCACGAUGUUAAGAGCAGCCUUUUCAAAUUUCCGCACUAUAUUGUUUUGGAUACCAACGUGGUCUUGGACCAAAUCGAUGUGCUCGAAGAGGAUGUGCUGCGCAAUGUCAUCGUCCUCACCACGGUGCUGAACGAGGUUAAGCACAAGAGCUCAUCCAUUUAUAAGCGUUUCAAUGAGAUUAUUCACGAUCGCAAACGCAACUUCUAUGUGUUUGUCAAUGAACAUCAUAAGGACACCUAUGCCGACCGCGAGCCGGAUGAAAGCGCUAACGAUCGCAAUGAUCGCGCCAUACGCCUGGCUGCCAAAUGGUACGAUUCUCAUCUACAAACCUCCCAAGACUCGAAAGUCUUCGAGCGCAGUGGACGCACAGUCACACGCGUUGUACUCCUGACCGACGAUGCUGGCAAUCGUGCCAAAGCCGAAGCUGAGGGUAUUUUAGUAGCAACUGCUGCGGACUAUGUUAAAUCGCUUGAGGACUAUCCCUUGCUGGUCGACAAGUUGUCCCAAAAGACAUUUGAAAAUGAGAAACAAGCGUUGCCCCAAUAUCCACCGCAUUUAAGUAUGAAAGAAAUACUUGAGGGACUGCGCCACAAAAAGCUACUGCAAGGUUCAUUCCAGGCAUCCAGGGAGAACUAUCUCGAAGGCAAUGUCAACGUGGAGAGCUAUGAGAAAGGCAUUUUAAUACAAGGGCGCGAGUCUCUUAAUCGUGCUGUGGAUGGAGACAUUGUUGCCGUCGAAUUAUUGCCUGAAAGUGAAUGGUCAGCGCCUAGUGAGAUAGUGUUGGAGGAGAAAAAUGUGUAUGCAGACGACKUGCCCAGUGAAGAGCGCGAAGAAGAGGAGAUGGAAAUGCUGCAGCAAUUGCAAGCUGCACCAGUUGAGGAACGCACUCCCACUGGUCGCAUCGUUGGUAUUGUGCGUCGCAAGUGGCGUCAGUAUUGUGGCAUUCUACAGCCCAGCCUCAUCGAGGAUACGACACGRCAYAUCUUUGUGCCCGCCGAUCGUAAGAUCCCGCGCAUACGUAUAGAAACGCGCCAAGCAGCUAAACUGCAAAACCAACGCAUCGUUGUGACCAUHGAUAGUUGGCCAAGGAACUCGCGGUAUCCGCAUGGCCACUUUGUGCGAUCCCUGGGGCCACUGGGCAACAUGGCCACCGAGAAUGAAGUGAUCUUGCUUGAGCACGAUGUGCCGCACUGCAAGUUCUCUGAAGAGGUUCUCAGUUUCUUGCCCAAAAUGCCGUGGACUAUUACCGAAGAGGACUAUGCUAAGCGCGUAGACUUACGCGAUUUGUAUAUUUGCUCUGUAGAUCCGCCUGGUUGCACGGACAUUGACGAUGCCCUCCAUUGCCGCGAGCUGCCCAAYGGAAAUUURGAGGUGGGCGUGCAUAUUGCCGAUGUGAGCCAUUUCAUACGACCAGGCAAUGCGUUGGACAAAGAAGCUGCCGCGCGUGGCACAACAGUUUACCUGGUUGGCAAGCGCAUCGAUAUGGUGCCGGAGUUGUUAAGCUCGAACCUUUGCUCGUUGGUUGGCGGCGAGGAACGCUUUGCCUUCUCCGUUGUGUGGGAAGUAGAUCAUCAAGCGAACAUUUUGGCUAAGCGUUUUCACAAGAGUGUCAUCAAGUCAAAGCGUGCCAUGACCUAUGAGGAGGCACAGGCAAUUAUCGAUGAUGAAGCACAAACGGGCGAAAUCGCCAAAUCGCUGCGUCAUCUGAAUAGACUGGCCAAAAUACUAAAAAAGCGGCGUAUGGACAACGGUGCUCUAGUKUUAGCAUCGCCCGAGAUUCGMUUUCAAGUGGAUAGUGAAACGCAUGAGCCGCUUGAGGUUGAAGCCAAGCAAAUGCGCGAUACCAACUCAAUGGUCGAAGAGUUCAUGUUGCUGGCAAAUAUAAGCGUGGCUCAGCAUAUUGCUGCAGAGUUCACGGAGUGCGCAGUCUUGCGUCGUCACCCGAAGCCCCCAAAUACAAACUUUGAUCCGCUAAUAAAAGCAGCCCGCUAUCAGGGCUUCGAGGUGGUCACGGAUACCGGGCUAGAACUGGCGCAUUCACUGGAUAAAUGUGUCAAGGCCGACAAUCCUUAUUUCAACACGAUGAUACGCAUCUUAGCCACACGAUGCAUGAUGCAGGCUGUGUAUUUCAUAAGUGGAAGCCUGCAAAAGGAAGAGUUCUUCCAUUAUGGCUUGGCCGCCGAAAUUUACACUCAUUUCACCUCACCCAUUCGUCGGUACUCGGAUAUAAUGGUGCAUCGCCUAUUGGCAGCCUCCAUAGGCGCAGACAGUACCUAUGCCCAGUUGCUAGACCGCAAGUCCAAUGAAGAGAUCUGCAACAAUUUGAAUUACCGMCACAAAAUGGCGCAAUACGCUGGUCGCGCAUCAGUUGCACUUAAUACACAUUUGUUCUUCCGUGGAAAGGAGGAGGAUGAGGAAGGUUAUGUCUUGUUCGUACGGAAGAACGCAUUGCAGGUUCUUAUACCCAAGUACGGGCUGGAGGGCACUCUGUAUCUGAAAAGCGAUAAGGAUGGCAAGGACGGCUUGGAGCGCACUAAGAGCGAAGUCAUAUUCACAUUCAAUGAGGAAGACCACACGCAACGGUGUGGCAAUGUGAUUUUCCAUUCCUUUGAUCCCGUCACUGUUAGGUUGAGUCUAGACUCGACCAACGUACAGCAUGAGAAACUGGUGUUCAAGCUGGUGAAACCGUACAUCAAGGGAUUUAGUGUUGAAACAACAACGGAGGUGGUCCCACCAGCUAAUGCACAGCCACCAGCUAAGAAAUCCAAGAAGGAUAAAAAGAAGAAAUAAUCGACGAAUAAAAC